AUGGCUUCUAGGUCAAAGAUGCCUGAUGACUUCAAUAUAUAUUCUCUUCUCAAGGGUGCCCUUCCCUUGGAGAGUUCGGAGGAGCCAAUGGACAGUUCUGGAGACGAGACAAACCCACGCUACCAAGGACUAACCGGCCUUCGGAACCUGGGCAACACCUGUUAUAUGAAUGCUGUGAUUCAGUGCCUCUGUAGUGUAUCCCCACUGGUAGAAUAUUUCCUCUCUGGGAAGUAUACAGCAUCACUAGACAAGGAGAAUGGAGAGAUAGCAACAGCCUUUGCUUAUUUGAUGAAUGACAUGUGGCUUGGAGACUUUGACUGCGUAUCCCCCGAGGUUUUCAGACUGGUCAUUGGGGAGCGAUACCCUGCUUUCAUCAAGAAGACCCAGCAGGAUGCUCAGGAGUUUCUGAUAUAUGUCUUGAAUGAACUGCAUGACGCUCUCAAGAAAACAAGCAGGAGGAGAAACCCGGGGACCUCAUCAACUGCUUGGGAAUCCAGGGGUUGUGUCAGCGAAUGCUCCGUUAUCACCCGGCUUUUUGAAGGACAUCUCAGUUACGACAUCAUAUGUCUGGAAUGUCAAACCACCACAUUUAGAAACGAGAUCUUCACCGUAUUAUCUCUUCCCAUCCCUUAUGAAACUGAAUGCUCCCUGGAGGAAUGUAUCGAAUGUUUCUUUCAGCAAGACAUGUUGACUUGGAACAACCAGAUUAACUGCUCCUGCUGUGGGAUAAAAACAGAUGCUGCCGUGAAAGCCAGUAUAGCCAAGGCACCAAAAAUUGUUAUAUUCCAUCUAAAGAGGUUUGAUUGUCAAGGCAGUUACAAAAAGAAACUGAAAACUGACAUCUACUAUCCGCUAAAUAACCUGGAUCUGUCCUCUUAUGUAUAUCCACUCUUUCGGAAAAAUCCAAAAUACAACUUAUUCGCUGUGGUGAACCAUUUUGGAGAUCUCGAUGGUGGCCACUACACUGCAUUUUGCAAACACACAGUGUCUCAAAGCUGGUACAAUUUCGACGACUCUCAGAUCAGCGAGAUCCCAGAUUCUUCUCUACAAACGUCUGCAGCUUAUCUCCUGUUUUACAGCAGUCAAACUUUCUCUGUACCUGUAAAAAACCAAAAUGGCUAGGAAACAGACUGAGAACGAUAACGUCAGUAGGAAGCAGCAACACUGUUAGCAAACAUUCACUG
Messenger RNA from Rhineura floridana, 1184 nucleotides. RefSeq names its product ubiquitin specific peptidase 50 (gene USP50). Gene Ontology annotation, biological process: protein K48-linked deubiquitination; Ras protein signal transduction; endosome organization. Gene Ontology annotation, cellular component: extrinsic component of plasma membrane; cytosol; postsynaptic density. The transcript has 7 exons. The record is from RefSeq and is a predicted model, not a curated record. Gene Ontology annotation, molecular function: cysteine-type deubiquitinase activity. Lineage: Eukaryota; Metazoa; Chordata; Lepidosauria; Squamata; Rhineuridae. The coding region runs from base 1 to 1122 and encodes 373 amino acids.